AUGUCUCAGCGAGCUGAUACGUCCCAGUGUGGUGGGGUUGUGGUUGAAUUAGAAUCUGACAACAUCAGAGGUUCAAGAACUCGAAGAGCAAGGAAAAUACCGGGUUCAGCUCUUAUCUACCUCAAAGGCCCCAAGUUUCUCAUCUAUGUGAGUGGAGCGUUAUCUAUGUGGGGUGACCGCAUGUGGCACUUUGCAAUCUCUGUGUUCCUCAUUGAGUUGUACGGCCGCAACCUGCUGUUGACAGCAGUGUUUGGAUUGGUGCUGGCUGGGUCAGUGCUGUUGCUUGGGGCUUUAAUUGGAGACUGGGUUGAUCGCAAUCCUAGGAAUAAAGUUGCACAUGCAUCUCUUUUCAUUCAGAACACCUCAGUGACUGUAUGUAGCAUUGUGCUCAUGCUGGUAUUCUCAUAUAAGGAACAGAUUGAGCUGAUCUGGGAUGGAUGGUUUACUGUAGUUUGUUAUACGGUGGUGAUCAUCCUGGCAGAUGUGGCAAACCUCGCAAGCACAGCGCUGACCAUUGCCAUCCAGAGGGACUGGAUAGUGGUUAUUACAGGCUACAACCGAGGCCACCUGGCUGGAAUGAAUGCCACCAUGAGGAGGAUAGAUCAGGUGACCAACAUCCUGGCCCCACUGGCAGUGGGACAGGUCAUGACCCUGGCCUCUAACGUGGUUGGCUGCGGCUUCAUCCUGGCGUGGAACCUCUUUUCUCUCAUUGUGGAGUUCUUCUUCUUGUCAAGAGUUUAUCGAAUCGUUCCAGCGCUUUCAGUCAAACCCCCGACGGUUGAGGGCGAUCAGGAGUACCUGGAGAGGUCGGAGAGGAGAGGGUUGCAAGGGCAAGGCGACGAUGAGCUUUCUGACCCUCUGGCAACGAGCAACUGCAACACAGACAUGCAUCUUAAAGAAAUCACCAACUUGCCGCUGUGUUUCCAAAGGUUUCGCUGGCUGCUGAGCACAUGUAUGGAUGGCUGGAGGGCCUAUUAUCGACAACCCGUCUUCCUGGCCGGAUUGGGUCUGGCUUUCCUCUACACUACAGUCCUGGGCUUUGACUGCAUCACCACUGGCUAUGCUUACACUCAGGGCAUAAGCGGCUCCCUCCUAAGUCUGCUGAUGGGCGUGUCGGCUAUCACAGGGUUGAUGGGCACUGUGAUGUUCACCAGGCUCAGGAAGUCGGUCGGCUUGGUUAAUACAGGAAUCAUCUCAAGCUGCCUCCACCUGGGUUGCUUGUUGCUGUGUGUGUGCUCUGUGUUUGCUCCUGGCAGCCCUAUAGAUCUCAGUCUGCUGAUGCCCUACUUUAGCUCCGGUUCCUCUGCUGAGCCUGGAGGAAUGGCAAGCAAAAGGCAAAAACACACUUAUCCUCUUUCGGGAGGGAGCAAUCAGCCGCUGCUUCCGGAUCGCUCCUCCAUACACUGGACCAACAACACCGUCCUUUUUGACAACGUCCCCUCUGGAACGGCACCGGACUCUUACAUUUCCAUUAUUCUGCUAUUCCUGGGCGUCAUCACUGCACGCAUUGGCUUGUGGUGCUUCGACCUGACUGUGACCCAGCUUCUGCAGGAGACCAUCUGUGAGUCAGAGCGAGGGGUGGUAAAUGGGGUGCAGAGCUCCAUGAAUUAUCUAAUGGACCUGCUCCACUUUAUCAUGGUGAUUUCUGCUCCACAACCUCAGCACUUUGGCAUCCUCGUUAUCAUAUCUGUAAUAUUCAUCACCACCGGGCACAGUAUGUAUUUCCUGUACGCACAUAGAGCCAAGAGAAAACACCGCCUCGAAACAUAAGAAGGAGACGCGGCUUAGACAUAAGCACUGGAUCCACUCUGCACCUGGGAAAUGAAUGCCUCCCCCCCUGAUCUGUGACUGCGACACUCUGUUCGUGACUUAGCCAUCCAUUACACUUCACACUUGAUUUCACGUGUGCAGCUGAAGGAACGACAGGAGACGAGUUCUCCGAUAUUCUCCACAUCCUAAGGUGGCUGCCACAAAUGAAGCGAUGAUGCAUCUAGGAGAAACGUCCUACACGAGGACACGACGGUGAUGACUAAGGCAUCAGAGGAUUUUGGUGCAAACUCUGCAGAGUUACAACAGCUAUAAGACUUUUGAGCAGGUCUGCAACCUUACAUGGCUUUAUAGAUGAAGGGGUGGGUGAACAGUGAGUUUUUGUUUUUUUUUUUUUCUGGCCUUCACUCAGUGAAGAGAAGAUGAGAGGAAGAGAUCAACAUGAACAAAUUAGAGGGACAACAAAACGGUUCUUUGACAAGUGGCAUCGAUGUUACUGAUCCGUCCACUUGGAAAUACUCCAGAAUGUCCAAAAAGGAACAUAAAGGGAACUGGAUGUGAGAUUGUUUGAUCAAAAAAAUAAAAAAAUAAAAAUACAAGUCAGCCUCCCCUUUUAGUGGACAAAGUGAAUGGAAAAAUAGCAUUUCCUUCACCUGGUUUGUUUCUCUGUGGAUGAAUCAAGCAAACAUUUGCCUUGUUUUUUUUUUUUUUAUAUAAUGAUAUAAAACUAGCUGAUGGAUUAAAACGCCAAAAGAAAUCUCAUCAUGCCUUGCAAUAGUACUCAUAUUCUUUUCAUAUUUUAUUAAUACUCAACAAGACACUUUUUUUUUCUGAAAACUGACCACAAAUAAGUGUAUGAUUGUAAUAUGGAAAGAACCAAAUGUAUCUUACUUUUUUCUUUUUAAAUAUGUUUUUGAAA
Poecilia latipinna (sailfin molly) is the source of this 2686-nucleotide messenger RNA. Its product is annotated as solute carrier family 40 member 1. Lineage: Eukaryota; Metazoa; Chordata; Actinopteri; Cyprinodontiformes; Poeciliidae. The record is from RefSeq and is a predicted model, not a curated record. Bases 1 to 1770 code for a protein of 589 amino acids. Gene Ontology annotation, molecular function: iron ion transmembrane transporter activity. The transcript has 8 exons. Gene Ontology annotation, cellular component: membrane. Gene Ontology annotation, biological process: iron ion transmembrane transport.